Molecule: messenger RNA, 2697 nt
Organism: Chelonoidis abingdonii (Abingdon island giant tortoise)
Lineage: Eukaryota; Metazoa; Chordata; Testudines; Testudinidae
Source: RefSeq, a predicted model, not a curated record
GCUGUCUGUGAGCAUUGAGCCGGCUGGCGCCAUCCUGCUCCUUUCAGAAAGAAUGCCUUCCCUGUAAAAAAAAAAAAAAAAAAAAAGGGGGGGGCAGAGAGAGAGAAAGCACAAUCUGAUCUGAUCAAGCAGUUUCAGCUUCAUCUCUCCUGGGUCACAUACUCCUCCACCAAGGUGAUCAAAGAAGAGAAACAUCUGCAAAGAGCGGAAGAUACUGUUGGGAUCUCGCUUCUUAGAUUUUUGUUUGUUUUCCCUACUAUUUUUUCAUCUUUUUGGAAUCGGUUAUUAUUAUCAUUUUAUUUAUUUAUCUUUUUAAAAAAAAACCCACGACAACGUCUCUCUGUAUAUAAACUCACCGCCAACCUUCCCUUUGAAAGUCUGCCCGGCUUUGGGGAGGAGGAAGAGAGGCAGCUCCGCACCGAGAUGGAGGUGACUACCGACCAGCCGCGGUGGGUAAGCCACCAUCACCCCGCGGUGCUGAAUGGGCAGCAUCCGGACUCACACCACCCAGGGCUCGGCCAUUCCUACAUGGAUCCAACUCAGUACCCGCUGGCCGAGGAGGUGGAUGUACUUUUUAACAUCGACGGACAAGGGAAUCACGUCCCUUCCUAUUACAGCAACUCGGUCCGAGCCACGGUGCAGAGGUACCCGCCGGCCCAUCACGCAGGGAGCCAGGUGUGUCGCCCACCGCUUCUCCACGGAUCUCUCCCUUGGCUGGAUGGGAGCAAACCCCUGGGGGGCCACCACAGCGCGUCUCCUUGGAACCUGAGUCCCUUCUCCAAGACCUCGAUCCAUCACAGCUCUCCGGGACCCCUCUCCGUCUACCCGCCGGCUUCCUCCUCCGCUUUAUCCGCGGGUCACUCCAGUCCGCACCUUUUCACCUUCCCUCCGACCCCUCCCAAAGAUGUCUCCCCGGAUCCCUCCAUCUCCACCCCGGGAUCCACUGGCUCCAGCCGGCAGGACGAGAAGGAAUGCAUCAAGUACCAGGUGUCCCUGGCUGACACCAUGAAGCUGGAGUCCUCUCACUCCCGCAGCACCAUGGCAUCGCUAGGAGGGGCCUCCUCUUCCGCUCACCACCCCAUCACCACCUACCCGCCCUACGUCCCAGAAUAUGGCUCUGGACUGUUCCCCCCCAGCAGCCUCCUAGGGGGCUCGCCUACCGGGUUUGGGUGCAAAUCAAGACCAAAAGCGCGCUCCAGUACAGAAGGCAGGGAGUGUGUAAACUGUGGCGCUACCUCAACCCCCCUGUGGAGGAGAGAUGGCACCGGGCAUUAUCUGUGUAACGCCUGUGGACUCUAUCACAAAAUGAAUGGGCAGAACCGGCCCCUGAUUAAGCCCAAGAGAAGGCUGUCUGCAGCAAGACGGGCGGGCACAUCCUGUGCAAACUGUCAGACCACCACCACCACGCUGUGGAGGAGAAAUGCCAAUGGUGAUCCUGUCUGUAACGCCUGCGGGCUCUAUUACAAGCUGCACAAUAUUAACAGACCCCUGACUAUGAAGAAAGAAGGAAUUCAGACCAGAAACCGAAAAAUGUCUAGCAAAUCCAAAAAGUGCAAAAAGGUCCAUGACAGCCUGGAAGAUUUCCCCAAGAGCAGCUCCUUUAACCCCGCCGCCCUCUCCAGACACAUGUCCUCCAUCAGCCACAUUUCACCUUUUAGUCACUCUAGCCACAUGCUGACUACGCCGACACCGAUGCACCCGCCAUCCAGCCUCUCUUUCGGACCUCAUCAUCCUUCCAGCAUGGUCACUGCCAUGGGUUAGAGACAGACUCCCCCUGCUGAAUGCUUACGGUCUCAAAAUGAGAUUUACUUUAUAUACUUGCAUUUUUGCAGGCGUGAGGUUAUCCAUUUGAAGUCCAAAACAAAUGGAUAAAAAAUAAAAAAAAAAUGUUAUUUGAAGGCAUAAAAGGAAAAAAAAAAGGAAAAAAAGAAGUGAUAUUUGCCACUUUUUAAAGGAACUCACUAUGGUGUCUGUAUUCUCAACCUCUGAAUCUGGACUCCAUCUGUGAAUAAGCCAUUCAGACUCAUCUUCCCUAUUUAACAGGGUCUCUAGUGCUGUGAAAAAAAAAAGCUGAACAUUGCAUAUAACUUAUAUUGUAAGGAAUACUGUACAUUUGAGGAAGACUUUAUUGCAUCUGGGUAAGCUGUAAAGACAGGCAUGAAGGACUCAGAGGAAAAUUUUUCUAAAGGCGGAUGGGGAGGAGAAUAAAAAUGCCGACUGAGAAGAACCAGGUCUAAUGAACGAAUGGACAAACUGCCAGUCGUGUCCUCUCUCUCUCUCUGGCUGGCUCAAGUUGUUUGAUGCAUUAACUAACUAACUAACUAACUAACUAAAAGCUGUAGGCAGAUCAUUCAUUCAAGGCACCAGGCCUUUUACAUAGGAAGUAAUAAUGGUUUUGAGGCAAUCAGUGUUAACAUAUGGAUAUUGCCAGUGAGGGUUUUCAGAUAGCCAUUCUUCAGGCCUAUAUGCAUUGUGAACAAGUUCCUGUAAUUGUUGUUUGUAUGUAUAAUUCAAAGCACCAAAUUAAGAAAGAUGUAGAUUUAUUUCAUCCUAUAAUACAGACUGAAUGGUUGUAUAAAUUUAUUUACUGCUAGUGUUAAGACCUGUUUUUAUUUUUUUUUUUGGUUUUAUUUUGUUUUCAUAUUUUUUCCCUCUUUUUUUUUUUUUUUGAGAAUAAACUAGAUUAAAUUCUGUUGA